GCACCCGCAGAACCGCCACAAGAACCCAACCUGUUCAAUCUAUCUGAAGGAACAAAACUUCAUGGUUCUUCAAAUGCUUCCCCAUCAUCGAAGCCUCCUCCAAAACCAGCACAAGUUUUGAAGGAAGAUAAAGUAAAGAGUUCAGGUGCAUCUCCAAUAGAUGAACUUGAGGACUUCGCGAUGGGGCGAAUGCAUAAUAAGGUUAGUAGAUCUGAAGGAGCUGAUGAUGCUACAAAGAAGACCCAACAAAAUACAGGGGAUGAUCUUGAAGCCUUUUUUGGUGUAAGUUCCAGAUCCAGUAGUGUUCCAAAGCAAAGGGAAACAACUUUGGAUCCCAUAUUUGGUGUAAAUAUUCCGAACAGACAACAAAAGUCAUCUGGAGGGGCAUCAUCCACCGCAAAGAAGCCUUCUUCUUCUUCUGCUACCAUGUCAAAUGGAAUAGAUGACCUUUCUUUUAUUUUUGGAGCUGCCCCAAUGUUUGGAGAGUUUGAGGAACUUGACGGUGAAAGUGGAGAAAGACGAAGAGCUAGGUUGGGACGUCAUCAGAGGACCCAAGAUCGAGUGGCAAGAGCAGUUGCUGAUAUGAACCAGCGUGAUCGUCAAUCACAGAAUGAGCAAGAAGAGAGGCAUAGGAUCGCUGAAGCUACGGAUUUUGAGAUAAAACGCUGGGCUGCAGGGAAAGAAGGUAAUAUGCGUGCACUUCUGUCAUCGUUACAACAGGUACUUUGGUCUGACUGUGGAUGGGAGCCAGUUUCGCUGACGGAUUUAAUCACCUCUGGAUCUGUUAAAAAGGUUUAUAGAAAGGCCACAUUGUGUGUCCAUCCUGAUAAGGUUCAGCAGAAAGGUGCCACCAUUGAACAGAAAUAUAUUGCUGAAAAGGUUUUCGACAUUCUCAAGGAAGCUUGGAACAAGUUCAACAAGGAAGAACUUUCUUAAAACUAGGAAUGUACCCCCAUCCGAAGAAGCAAGCCACUUGUACUUGGCACUCAUACGGGUUCGUUUCAGAAAAGUUAGUUCAAGAACAGACCCCCCCCCCAAAGUGUUAAUGGUUGUCAUUUGUGUAUACGACACUGUUCAUACAGCACCUUCAUUGGUUAUGGAACU
Hibiscus syriacus is the source of this 1104-nucleotide messenger RNA. Its product is annotated as auxilin-related protein 2-like. The record is from RefSeq and is a predicted model, not a curated record. The transcript is spliced from 8 exons. NCBI's taxonomy places the organism in Eukaryota, Viridiplantae, Streptophyta, Magnoliopsida, Malvales, Malvaceae. Gene Ontology annotation, cellular component: intracellular membrane-bounded organelle; cytoplasm; vesicle. Gene Ontology annotation, molecular function: clathrin binding. The coding region runs from base 181 to 936 and encodes 251 amino acids. Gene Ontology annotation, biological process: clathrin coat disassembly; clathrin-dependent endocytosis.